AUGGCAAUGACUACUUCUGUAACCCGUUCGAGACGAGCGGAUAGCUUCCAUCUCCCGCAUUCCAAGAUUUCAAAUGGCCAUCAUCGCCUGAUCACGAAUGCCAUCACCGCGAAGUCGGCGCCAAACAACCCGCAAUUUCCUGUCAAUCCCUCGCGCGCAAAGCGUCCGCUCGAGACAUCUGGACGUGACUGCGACCCGAUAGUGCCAAAGAAGGCCAGGUUCACGACAGGAAUUGCUGUCGAGAUACCCGCGAGGCCGUCUUUCCACGCUCGAUUUACCGCAAAAGAGCCCGCCGACGCGAGGUUGUCGUCACAAGCGCCACCCCCUAAACCCACUACUGUCCCGGCCCGCUCCAAUGCCCAGAAUCACUCACGCGCCGCCCCUGCCGUUGCCGCUACCACCACGAAUGCUACUCCUUCCAGCACCCGGCAGCAGCCAGCUCUUACAAAACAUCAAGAAAAAGUUGCCAAUGGGUUGAAGCAUGAGCUCAACAGACUGCAGCCGGAUGCUGUCGCGACGACCAAGGAACAAGGGCGGAAGCUACGGUCGCAGGAGGCCACCCGCUUCAAGAGCGAGCUGUCGGCCUAUUUCCCCGACUACGAUGAGGUCAUCGGCAACGACCCCAAAGAACACCAUAUUUUGAACCUCGAUACCCCGAUUGUCAUCGUCAGCUCGCACUCCGAUGUCUCUCCACCCGACUGCGACUCCGCGCCCCACCCCCCGCGGGAAGCACACUCUGUACGGAGCUACGGUGAUGCACUGUUUACGGACUUGUUUGAUUCCCAACGAAUCGAUUAUUCUUUUCUGAGCAAUCGUCGUAAAUCGCUCGAGGAUCCGUUACCGGAUUCAUUCUUCGAACCCGCGCACAAAAAGGCGGAGCGCCUGGAGCGCUCAAUCCGCAACUCGGAAAAGGGACGUGCCCAGCAUGAAAAGGAUCAAAUCAUCCGGCUGUUAGACGGCUUGCAAGGGCACGACUGGUUGCGGGUAAUGGGCGUCAGCGGCAUCACUGAGAGCCGGAAGAAACAGUUUGAGCCUGCGCGAGACCACUUCAUCAAGGGCUGCCAGAUCAUACUCGAGAAAUUUCGCAGAUGGGCGGCAGAGGAGAAACGGCGCAAACAAGAGAAGGAGCGUGCGGCUGCCGCGGCCGAGCGGGAAGCUGCCGCUGGCGAGGAGAAGGAGGUGGAAGCGGAAGAAGUGGACGAAGAGCGCUCUGCUGAGGAGGAGGAUGAAGAAGAAGAAGAAGGUGGUGAUGACAACGACGCUGAUAUGAACGAUGAGGAUGGUGAGGCCGAUGGGGAGCCACCAGACGACAGCGACGUUGACGCUUUAAUUGCCAAGCAGCUCCGUGAAGAGGCCUUGGCUGCAGCUAAGAAGAAGUCAACGUCGAGGGCAGGGCGGGGCCGAGGACGGGGAAGAGGUCGUGGCAGAAUGGUGCCACGGGGACGAUCGUCACCGCCCCCGCCGCCAGAACCGGCAGCGCCCGAAGCGACCAGGGAAUUCACGUCCUUCUUCGCAAAGCGCUAUCAGCGCGAAGCUGCCCUGAAUACGUCGCGGCGGAGAGGACGCAAGGUUAUGGCGUGGGGCCAUGCCGUGCCCGAUCUGGAUGAGGCGGACUUUGAGCUCCCUGGCGACUUGCUUAACGACGAUACCCUAAAGGCUCACGCUAGGAGAAAGCGAAGGGACAAGAGGGGAAGGCACUAA
This is a messenger RNA of Canariomyces notabilis, 1701 nucleotides long. RefSeq lists its product as uncharacterized. The record is from RefSeq and is a predicted model, not a curated record. The coding region runs from base 1 to 1701 and encodes 566 amino acids. Gene Ontology annotation, molecular function: histone acetyltransferase activity. Gene Ontology annotation, cellular component: SAS acetyltransferase complex. The transcript has 2 exons. NCBI's taxonomy places the organism in Eukaryota, Fungi, Ascomycota, Sordariomycetes, Sordariales, Chaetomiaceae.